AUGUCGAAGCAGCCGGUGCGGGUGGUGGCCGCCCCGCAACAACCCACAACUAUCCCACAAAGGAUACCACCAACCGUUCAUGUGCCACCGAACACUGGAAGAUCCUACAACGAUAUGAUGGAGAUAGCCGAACGGCAACGAAAACAAAUCGAGGCGAAUCGGGUGGAAGAAGAAAGGCGAACGAAAGCGAGAACGGUUGGUGGAGACGUGCGGGAAAGACUGCAGCAGAAACAACGAGGAGUGGCCGAGGGGGAAAUGGAAUUGCAGAGAUUGCGAGAGCUUGAGCAGGCGACGAACGCUCUCCGCCACAAAAACAACGAGUCGAAGAAGAUGCUUGGCGGAUUUCAGGUUGAAUUUGAAAAUCAAGAAGCGAUCUUGCGACAAGUUUGCACGCGGGUUUUCGGCUUAAGGGCACAGGUUGAGGAGCUACGCCGGAGAAAAGAGCGAGCCCGGGCCGAUGCCGCGGAAGUGAAUCGAGUCGUGCAAACACAAUUGCAGGUCCGACAACACCAUCAACAAAAGGUCGUCAAAGAGGAACCACCACAAAUUCGACCGCGAGCCUCCGUUGAGCCAUUCAAUGUUCAGUUAGCAAAACAAUUGCCAUCCGAAGAGGUCAAGAAGAACAUCAUCGAUCGACGAGUUGACGUUGAAUACAACCAAACUCCAUUGAUGGUUUGCCCUCCAGCUGAUGACACUGCUUCCGAAUCAUCUCAGUCCACUGUACCCUCUCCACCGGCUCCUCCACGUGAAAAAGCACCCAGCCCCAGCCCCAGUCCGCCAAAGGACCCACAUCCCUCCAAUCCGCCACCGAUUCCACCGCAACCAUCGGAAAAAGAAAUCCCGCUACCCGUGGUCAGCUUGACAUCAGCAAAAGCAUCACUUUCCGUGACAAUCGAACGGCCUUCCACUUUGCCUCACGAAAUGAUCCCUGAAAAAACGACAAUUCCUGCUUCAUCUUCAACGAUUCCAAGUGGUGAUCCGAUGGAAGAAGUGCUACGAUUGAGGCAAUCGAGAACCGAUCUCGUCUCACUCAGACCCCAUUCACUUCAAGCGACAAAAAGAAGAUCUUGGGCAGCCUCCGAGUCGUCGACAAUGCCCGAGUUGGAUGCCAUCAAGCGGGCAAUCUUGGACGCGCAAAAACGAGGCGAAACUCAUUUUGCUCCACAGGUCACAGCGAAUGUGACGGUACCAAAAAUUGUCGAGCCGAUCGCGGAAGAGACAAACGUUUUGGCACCCGUGAAAGAAAUCGAUGAGAUUCGAGAUGCGGCCACUGAUGAGGAGAGCACGGAGACGAAGAGUGACGAGGAAUCGACAAAGAAUAUGGAGAUCGAGAUCGCGCCCGAGAAGAAGGUGAUCAAGGGAAUUUUGAGACCACUCGGGCUGAAGAAGGAACCACGCCGAAUCGAAUUCGACCCAUUAGCUCUUCUCUUGGAUGCGGCUCUCGAAGGAGAAAUGGACCUCGUUGUUUCUUGUGCCAAAAAGCUUCCCGAUGUCUCAGCUGCGAAUGAUGAGGGGAUCACCGCUCUUCACAAUGCGAUUUGCGCAGGUCACUACGAGAUCGUGAGAUUCCUCAUCGAUAAACAUGCUGAUGUUAAUGCUCAGGAUUCUGAUGGUUGGACUCCCCUUCAUUGUGCCGCUUCUUGCAACAAUUUGCCGAUGGUUCGCUUGUUGGUUGAAGGCGGUGCUUGUUUACUUGCGGCCACCCUUUCCGAUAUGGAAACACCAAUUGAGAAAUGUGAAGAAGAGGAGGAUGGCUACGAUGGUUGUUUGAAUUACAUGCUCUCGGCUCAUAAUGCUACUGGUGUCGUCAAUGGAGGAAAGAUCUAUGCUGCUUAUUCAUAUGAUGCUCAAUAUGAGGACGAGUUGUCGUUUGAGGGUGGCGAUGAGUUAAGAGUGCUACAGAAAGAUGAUGAGGAGAAGGGGUGGUGGAGAUGUGAACAAAAGCUGACGGAUGGCUCGUUGCAGAAUGGCCUUUGUCCGCGGACAUAUCUCUCCUUGUAUCCAGCAAUCAAGUACCGCCAAAAACUCAACUUCGUGCCCUUCCAAAUCCCCAAUGAGUCGAACAACAACGCAGCAGAAAAGCUGGGCAAACCUCAA
This is a messenger RNA of Mesorhabditis belari, 2097 nucleotides long. The record is from the annotation of a GenBank genome assembly. NCBI's taxonomy places the organism in Eukaryota, Metazoa, Nematoda, Chromadorea, Rhabditida, Rhabditidae.